UAGCGCCAGCUCCUCCUGUGUUGUGCAUGAGGUUGGCGGGUUAAUGUCUCUGUUUGCUGGGUGUGUUCUUUUAAAUCCUGCUGCUGAGCUGGUGAAUUAAACAUCACAGCUAAAUAACCCGGCAUCACGCGGAGUCUUCUCAGUCGGAUCCGGUAGCAGCUCAGCGCAGUCAUGCCGUCCGGCGCUGGACCCAGCAGCCCCGCCGCUGCGCUCGCCGAGGCGCUGGAGAACUCCUCCCGGCUGAUCGAUAGACACCUGCAGGAGGACCGCUGCUUCCCGGACCUGUCGGAGCUGCUAAGCGUCCCCUCACACAAUAUGCCCUCGCUCUCCGGAGUGUCCGACAUGGACUACCCUCUUCAAGGACCGGGUUUAGUGACUGUGCCCAACCUCCCGGAGCUCAGCGCAGUCCGCCGGAUCCCUCUGCCGCCCGAGCUGGUGGAGCAGUUCAGCCAUAUGCAAUGCAACUGCAUGAUGGGAGUAUUUCCGGAAAUUUGUAGAGCGUGGCUUACUAUUGACAAUGAUAUCUUCAUGUGGAACUAUGAGGAUGGAGGAGACGUGGCCUACUUUGAUGGCCUUAUUGAAACGAUUCUCGCUGUGGGUCUUGUAAAACCAAAACAAGGGAUUUUGCAGCCACACAUUCACUACCUCCUGGUAUUGGCCACUUCUGUGGAUGUAGUAAUCCUCGGGCUGAGUUUCCCAAAGGGCCAAGCUGGUUUGAACGACAGCAUGGCUGGUGGGAUGCAGCUGCUCCCAGACCCCCUCUUCUCCAUCCCCACAGACAACACCUACAUCCUCUCCAUCACCUCCACGGACCUGGGACGUAUAUUUAUGGCAGGAAAGGACGGGUGUCUGUAUGAGAUAGCUUACCAGGCCGAGGCCGGCUGGCUCAGCCAGCGCUGCAGAAAAAUCAACCACUCCAAAAGCUCUCUGUCCUUCCUCGUCCCCUCUCUGCUCCAGUUCUCAUUCUCUGAAGAUGACCCCAUUGUGCAGAUUGCUAUCGACAACUCCCGGAACACAUUAUUCACACGGUCUGAGAAAGGUGUCCUGCAGGUGUACGACCUGGGUGCCGACGGGCAGGGGAUGUGUCGUGUGGCCACCUUGUCCCAAAACUCCAUUGUUGGAGCUGCUGGAAACAUAGCCAGGACAAUUGAUCGCUCUGUCUUCAAACCCAUUGUCCAGAUCUCUGUGAUUGAUAGAUCUGAAUCCUCAGACUGUCACUUGCUCGCUGUCACUCAUGCAGGUGUGCGCCUUUACUUCAGCACCGCACCGUUUGCCCAUCCUCUCCAGAAGCAUGUGGCGGAUCGACCGAGCCUGCUAGCUUUGGUCCACGUCCGUCUGCCGCCGGGGUUUUCUGCAUCUUCUACUCUGCAGAAACCUGCAAAGGUUCAUAAGGCCCUACACAGCAAAGGGGUUCUGCUAAUGGCUGCUUCUGAGUCAGAGGACAAUGACGUGCUGUGGUGCAUCAAUCAUGACUCCUUUCCCUUCAAGAAACCCUUGAUGGAGACUCAGAUGAUGUCUAACGUUGAUGGCCACUCCUGGGCUCUUUGUGCCCUUAACGAGGAGAAGCCAACCAAGAUAUUCACUCCUCUGAACAAGGAUCAGAUCCCCAUCACUGAUUCACCGGUGGUGGUCCAGCAGCACAAUAUCCCCCCGCAGAAGUUUGUCCUCCUCUCUGCAAAGGGGAGUCAUAUCUUCCAAAAACUGCGGCCGGUAGAUCAGCUCCGUCAUCUGCUGGUGGGCUGCGCUGGAGGAGAAAGUGACGAGAUCGAACGUUUCUUCAAGCUGCACAGGGAGGAACAGGCUUGUGCCACAGCACUGAUCCUGGCUUGUUCCAUUUCUGCGUGUGACAGAGAGGUUUCACAAUGGGCCACCAGAUCUUUCUUUAGAUAUGGAGGAGAAGCCCAGAUGAGAUUCCCAGCACCCAUGACGUCUCCCAGCACUGUUGGACCCGUGAUGAGUUCUCCAGCUCCUGGAAUCAUUCCUCCACCUCUGGCCACACCUUUCGGACCGAUGCACUCUGCCCCGAUCACACCCAUGUCAGCUGUCCCAGAGGCGAUUUUCUCAGGGAAGCACAACGGCAUCUGCAUCUAUUUUGCUCGCAUUCUUGGAAACAUUUGGGACGGGAGCCUUGCUUAUGAGAAACCCGUGAGCAAAGGAACCCAGACUGUCAAUAUUUUGGAAAGCAGCGUUGGACCGUUCGAUCUGGAGUCGGUCCUGCUGGAGCUCUGUGGUUUACGGGAGUUUCUUGAUAAAAACUCUCAGUUCAGUCCGUCAUCGCUCAAUGCUGCAAGUUUUAGUUCCCCUGCCAACCUGCAGCAAAGGCUGCUGGGAUUUAUGCGUCCUGAUGGAGCCAGCACUCAGCAGGUCCAGCAGGAGCUGCAGAGGAAAUAUCACACAAAGGCACAGGUUUAUGAGAAAGUGUCCCUGCAGAGCAUUCAGCAGUUAGUGCAUCGCUCCUAUCAGACUCUGGCCCUCUGGAAACUUCUCUGUGAUCAUCAGUUCAGCCUCAUUAUGUCUGAGCUGCCAAAGGAGUUUCAAGAGCAGAUGAAGGGAGCAAGUUUUAAGGACAUAGUGAUCCGGGGCAAAGAGUUGUCUGGAGCGCUCGUCACAGCUCUCAUUAAUGUCUACAUCAAAGAUAAUGCCCCUGUGGAUGCCAUCAGCACUCACCUGCGGGACAUCUGUCCCCUGCUGUACAGCAGCGAUGACAGCGUUUGCUCCAAGGCUAAUGAGUUGCUGCAGAGCUCCAAACAGGUCCAGCACAAAGUGGAAAAAGAGAGAACACUGAGAGAGUCCCUGCGUCUCUAUCAGCAAAUCAGCCAACACACAGACCUUCCGCUUGUCUGCUCCCAGUACAGACACGUGCGUUUCUAUGAGGGAGUCCUUGAGUUGUGCCUCACAGCAGCAGACAAGAAGGAUCCACAGAGAUUGGGACCCCACUUCUACAAGAACGGAGAGCCGGAGGACGACAGAGUGGGACAACAGGCCUUCCAGGAGAGACUUGGCUGUUAUAAGUGCAUCACAGACACAAUGCAGGAGCUGGUGAACCAGAGCAAAGCUGCCCCUCAGUCCCCCAGUGUACCGAAGCAGCCCGGGCCACCGGUCAUGACCUCUGACCCCAACAUGCUCAGCAAUGAAGAAGCCACAGCUCAUUUUGAGCAGAUGCUCGGUCUUGCCCAAAGGUCCCAGGACGAGCUGUUUCACAUCGCUCUGUACAACUGGCUGAUUCAGGCCGACCUGACUGACAAGCUGCUCGAGGUAGUGAACUCUCCAUACCUGGAGGAACACCUAAUGCAUAUGAUCAAACAGGACCAGAAUAAAGUGCACAACAUGGACCUGCUAUGGCGCUACUACGAGAAGAACCGAAACUUCAGCAAGGCAGCUAAUGUGUUGUCCCGUCUCGCUGACAUGCUCAGCACUGAGAUCUCUCUAAAGCAGCGUCUGGAGUACAUCGCCCGAGCCAUUCUGUCGGCCAAGAGUUCCUCCUGCAUCUCAGCUCAGGCCUCCGAUGGAGAGUUCCUUCACGGGCUGGAAGAAAAGAUGGAGCUGGUGCGUAUCCAAGUCCAAAUUCAGGAUACCUUGAUCAGACAGUACUCCCAUCAUCCCUUAGUGAAAAAUGUCAUCUCUCAGUUGGACUCAGAGCUCAUGGACAUCACAAAGCUUUACGGGGAGUUUGCUGACCAUUUCAAAUUAUCUGAGUGCAAACUGGCCAUCAUUCACUGCGCGGGACACUCUGAUCCCAUCCUGGUCACAUCACUAUGGCAGGAGAUCAUGGACAAAGAGCUGGGAGACACCCUGGCCAUGAGUCCAGCCGACAGGAUGAGGUCUCUUAGUUUGAAACUGGUUUCACUGGGAAAGAUUUAUGCUGGAACACCAAGAUAUUUUCCUCUGGACUUCCUGGUUAAGUUCCUGGAGCAGGAGGUGUGUCGAUUUCACUGGGACGUGGGAUUUGUCGCCGCCACCAUGCAGGAGAUUGGAGUCCAGUUACCACGUCUUUUAGAGGUCUACGACCAACUCUUCAAAACACGGGAUCCCUGCUGGCAGCGGCUGAAGAAACCUCUCCACUUGGUCGAGUGCAUCCAUGUGCUGCUCUCGGGAUACGUGGAUGAUCCCAGCAGAGUGCCGACCUAUGACAGACGCCGAUUCACUAACGUGUGCCUGGACAACAUCUGUGGCUACCUGGUGGAGCUGCAGUCGCUGAGCCCCAACUCGCCUCUUCAACAAACCAUCGGCAACUUCAAGUCGCUGCAGGCGAAGCUAGAGAAACUUCACUGACGCUACUAAUAACCUCCUUCAUCAGGACACGGGACAGGUGACCUCUGGAUCUCACACUGUCGGCCUUAAUCUAAACACCUGAUUUAAAAACAAAACAAAAAAGCAAUUGUGAUCACAUCAUCGUCACACAGAACCUGAAGAUGUGUGUAUUCCACUGUGGAGCUUCCUUCAGUCUGAUGUGUUUGUUAAGGGACAGUGGAAGCAGGUGGAGAACUGAGGAGACACAUUUUAUAACUUAUUUAAUGCAUUUUGUUAUACGGCUAAACAUUAGGCUGAAAUUCAAAAAAGGAGAGAGGCUUUGCAUUGUGUGCAAAUAGCUCGGGCAGAUAUUUCAGUUUCCUUUGUUUGUAGAACAAGAAGUAAUCAUUCAGAAUUUUACAGGUUAGUUUUCGUAUAUUGAGAAUGCACUUAAUGGCAAUUUGGGAUAUUUUCAUAUGACUACACAAUAUACCAGAGUAAAGCCUUUUCCCCACAGGGGUAAAAUGUUGUUCUGGGUCAGCCUCCAAACAGUUCUGAAUGUAAUUAUGUACAUAACUCGGCCAUAAUCUUCUGCCAAAGGUCCUUCACCCCCACAUUAUUUCCAAUGUGUAUUAUUUCCAGCGAGCGGUUUGUCUACUUGACUUGAUACAUUUACCAGUGCUGUUGUGUGCGAGUGGUUUUGUAAUGAAUGCAGAACGUUUUUAAACACAGUGCAGUUCACGGUGCCACACUGAAACCUUUUGGUCUGCGUUGAGAAACAAAAUUGAUAAAAACUUUUUUUUAUGAAGAAAUAAAACUUGUAAUGGA
Pleuronectes platessa (European plaice) is the source of this 5058-nucleotide messenger RNA. RefSeq names its product nucleoporin 155 (gene nup155). Gene Ontology annotation, biological process: transcription-dependent tethering of RNA polymerase II gene DNA at nuclear periphery; RNA export from nucleus; protein import into nucleus. The record is from RefSeq and is a predicted model, not a curated record. Lineage: Eukaryota; Metazoa; Chordata; Actinopteri; Pleuronectiformes; Pleuronectidae. Bases 172 to 4272 code for a protein of 1366 amino acids. Gene Ontology annotation, molecular function: structural constituent of nuclear pore. The transcript has 34 exons. Gene Ontology annotation, cellular component: nuclear pore inner ring; nuclear pore.